AUGUUCUCCAAGCUUUUCACCAUCACUGUCCUGGCCUCGGCCGCCAGUGCCCACAUGAAAAUGUCCAACCCCGUCCCCUACGGCGGAUCAACUCUUUCUAACGCCCCUCUUUUGGCGGACGGCUCCGACUUCCCCUGCAAACAGCGAGAUGGUGUCUAUGACCUCCAGGGUGCCAGCAACGUGUAUGCUCAGGGCAGCACCCAGAAGCUCUCUUUCGUUGGAAGUGCUGUUCACGGCGGCGGUUCUUGCCAGAUCUCCGUCACCACCGAUGCCCAGCCCGAUAAGAACUCCGUCUGGAAGGUUAUCAAGUCCAUCGAGGGUGGCUGCCCGGCCAAGGACCAGACUGGCAACAUGGGUGACGACGCUAACGCCAUCGACCCGUACACAUAUGACUUCACCAUCCCCAAGGAGCUUGAGACUGGUAACUACACUCUUGCCUGGACUUGGUUCAACAAGAUUGGCAACCGUGAGAUGUACAUGAACUGCGCUCCCUUGUCCGUCACUGGCUCCGGUGGCUCCAAGGAUUUCCUGAACACGCUCCCUGAUAUGUUCGAGGCCAACAUCUUUGGCGGACAGGGCUGCGCAACUGCAGAUUCUUCCGACCUUGUCUUCCCCGACCCUGGAAGUGACGUUGACCAAUUCAAUGGUGCCACUUCAGCAUUCGCUGGUCCUGUCAGUUGUACCAGUCCCACCGUCGCUCCUGGGUCAAAACCUACCAACGGCGGAGGCUCCGGCUCUGGAUCUUCUCCUGUCACCGGCGUUCCUUCUCAGCCCACCAAGGCACCUCAGAGCAUUCCCGGCGGCGUCUUCAUCACCAGCCCUAUCGGUGGUGGACAACCUCCUGCUGCCACUCAGCCUGCCGCCCCUCCUGCCGCUUCUCAGGUUGCCUCCCAGCCCGCCUCCCAGCCCGCCCCCUCCAAGCCCACCUCCGCUCCCCUGGUGAACUUGCCCGUUCAAUCCCAGGCUCCAGUUGCUACCUCUGCUCCCGCUCCCGCUCCCGCCCCUACCUCCGGUUCUGGUUCCGGCUCCGGUUCAGGCUCCAGCCCCAGCGGUGGUUUCGCAGCUGGCACGGCUUGCUCUUCCGAGGGCCAGUGGAACUGCAUUGGAGGAUCCCAGUUCCAGCGUUGCGCCAGCGGAGCUUGGUCUCCCGCUCAGGCUCUCGCUUCUGGCACCCAAUGCCAAGCUGGACAAUCUGACAACCUUAACAUGGUUGCCAAGCGAGGUAGCAGCUCCAUGCGCCGCGCCAUUCGCAUUCGUGCUUAA
Messenger RNA from Trichoderma aggressivum f. europaeum, 1263 nucleotides. Its product is annotated as CAZyme family AA11. The record is from RefSeq and is a predicted model, not a curated record. The transcript has a single exon. Lineage: Eukaryota; Fungi; Ascomycota; Sordariomycetes; Hypocreales; Hypocreaceae. The coding region runs from base 1 to 1263 and encodes 420 amino acids.